GCCGUACACCAGGAGCCGCAGACUGAGGACGUCGGAUCUGUUCAGAGAUGAGAGGAUAUUAAGCAGGAAUGGAUUGACUGGAACUUUAACUUCAUCGUUUGUCGAGAGGUUCUGUCGGCAGCCAUGAGCGUCCUGGGGAGGAUCAUCUUUUACAGCAUGUUAGCCCUCAUCGUCACCUUCGCGGCCAUCAUCAUCAUCAUCCUCUGCUUUGCCUUCUCAGAUUCCACGUCUGCCGUACUGAGCAGUAACGCGGCGCCCAUCGCAAACCUGGGCCAUGACCUGCUCCUCAGCUGCUACCUUCUCAAGCAGACUGUCACAAGCGUGUCGGUCACCUGGGAGAAGAAGGGCCUGAGCGGAGUGGUUUACAAUUACAAGAACGGAGCUGCCAACCUGCAGGACCAGAGCUCACAGUUCAAGGGGAGAACUCAGCUGUUCCCUGAAGCUUUGGCUACAGGGAACGCUUCCCUGCUGAUCAGGAAGGUGAGGAAAGGCGACGAGGGCGAGUACACGUGCAGCAUCAGCUCCCCUGAGAAAGGAGGCACAGUCAACAUUCAUCUCAGGACAGCAGCCUAUACAGCCCCCACAUUCACACUUUCCGACAGCGUGCUGACGGCUCAGGCCGGCAGGUGGUUCCCUAAACCUAACGUGACGUGGUUGAGUGUGGACGAUGAAGUCCUGGAGGGAGUGACCAACUUCUCACAGAGCCCCAACAAGAUAUACAGCGUUACGAGCAAGGUGCCAGUUAACAUGGACGACUCCUUCAUCUGCAGGAUUGAAAACGACCUGGUGAUCUCUGUCUCUACAGCAACGGUGACAGGUUCGAGUGUAUCAGAGGACUCGUACUUCACCUUCAGUGCUGCUUCAUCCCUGCUGGCGUCAGUUCCUCCGAGUAUCACGACCACAGGCGUCCUCUGCAUCUAUUACCUGACAUAAGUACGCACAUGCAAACGUACAGGUGGUGACAAAUUGAAGGAAAAGCAAAAGGCAGUGUUGGUUUUAAACCGGCUGUGGAGAUGCUGGCUGCAGUUUUCUUUCUGUGUAAGUGACAGAACUUGAAGUAAAGAGCCGCUCACAUGUUUAUUCAAAGUUCUGUGGCGCUCGGCUCACGAUGCACAACGUCACUUACUUCGAUGAGUCCCAGUCGCUGCUGCUGCAGAGCGCUGGUCGCCUGUUCAUGCAAAGUUUAUUAAUAUUGAACGUCUCACGAGUCGGAAUCGCACCAAAUUCAACACUGCACUUAGUUGGUCCCUUCACAACAAACAUGACGAGUGUGAAGCUGAUGAGAUGAACGCUUGGUGAGAUGUGUGAGUCACGUACAGACAGAGAGUAGAUCGAUUUUUAUAUCAAGGUGUGUUGUGGCGACACCUGGUGGCUCAACACCUCCCUUACUUACUUACUUGCUUACUUCCUGUUGGGUUUUCCUUUAAUUUGUCACGUGUCUGAACAUAAAUAUUAAAUAUGCCCUCAAACAUCCAGACCUGGGUGUAUAUCGGACACACUCUGUAUAUCUGUGUGUGCAGAAGAACCUGGAAACUCCAGGGUGAAUGCUUAAAGCUGAAAUCAUUUGCAAAGCAAAUUAAAAUUUAAUGAAAAGAUUAAUAAAAGAUUAAAAAUGAUGAAAGAUUUAUUUGUGGAAGCUGAAAAUCUCAAGGAAAUUGGACUCAAGUAAAACGGCUGAAGCGGCUUUAAGUUUCUGAUCAAACAGCUGAUGCGCAGAUUUAAAACUUGGGAGCUGGAAAGCUGGAAGACGACGUUGAAGAAAAUGCAGAGACGGAUGGAAAAAGACGGAAUGUGGAAGCUGAGAGCUGGAGGAUUUUACUGAGAUGAGACUGAAAACGACUGAAAUGUAGAACAAAAACUGGGACGGUGAAAAACUGAAGCAACGUUUAAAGUUAAUACAUUUAAAUUUAAAAAUAGAAUCAGAACUCGGAGGCUGCGAGAUGAAAGAUGACGACAGCGGAUGGAAAACAGAAGAAAUGUAAAAGCUUAAAGUUUGAAGAAACUGAUGAGGGAAUAAUGAAAACGUUCAUGAAAGACUGACUUCAUUAUUAAAUCAUUUAGUAUUAUUAUGAUUAUUAUAUUUGUUGUUCACCACCUUUUGCUUCCUGGUAUCGCUGAUUUUUCAUUUUUGCAGACGGGGCACAAUCAGGGAUUUAUGUGUUUGAAACACUGGAACACUGGAAAUGUUAAAUCUUGAAAUAUUGUAAAAGCAGCAGGAACUGUAAAUGUGUUCAGAGGCUGGGAUCACAACGUUUUCACCAAUAA
This is a messenger RNA of Paralichthys olivaceus (Japanese flounder), 2265 nucleotides long. It is a transcript of the gene vtcn1, whose product is annotated as V-set domain containing T cell activation inhibitor 1. Gene Ontology annotation, cellular component: external side of plasma membrane. Gene Ontology annotation, molecular function: signaling receptor binding. Lineage: Eukaryota; Metazoa; Chordata; Actinopteri; Pleuronectiformes; Paralichthyidae. The record is from RefSeq and is a predicted model, not a curated record. Gene Ontology annotation, biological process: T cell receptor signaling pathway; regulation of cytokine production.